AGCGGGCGGCGCCGCCGCCCCCUCCGCAGUGCCGGGCGCCGCCGGGCCGCAGCGAUCGCGUCGCCGCCAUGAGCCGCCGCAGCCUCCCCGCCCUGCUCGGCGCCCUCCUGGCGCUGGCGGCCGCCGGGCCCACCCAGUUCUUCCGGGAGGAGUUCACGGACGGCGACGCCUGGACCAGCCGCUGGGUGGAAUCGAAGCACAAACCCGACUACGGGCGGUUCGUGCUCACGGCCGGGAAGUUCUACGGGGACGCCGAGAAGGACAAAGGGCUGCAGACCAGCCAGGACGCGCGUUUCUACGCCAUCUCGGCGCGCUUCGAGCCGUUCAGCAACCGCGACCGCGCGCUGGUGCUGCAGUUCACGGUGAAGCACGAGCAGAACAUCGACUGCGGCGGCGGGUACGUGAAGCUGUUCCCGGCCGGGCUGGCGCAGGACGACAUGCACGGAGACUCGGAGUACAACAUCAUGUUCGGCCCCGACAUCUGCGGCCCCGGCACCAAGAAGGUUCACGUCAUCCUCAACUACAAGGGCAAGAACGUGCUGAUCAACAAGGACAUUCGCUGCAAGGACGACGAGUUCACGCACCUGUACACGCUGGUGCUGCGCCCCGACAACACGUACGAGGUGAAGAUCGACAACGCGCGCGUGGAGUCGGGGGCGCUGGAGGACGACUGGGACCUGCUGCCCCCCCGCAAGAUCAAGGACCCCCAGGCCCAGAAACCCGAGGACUGGGACGAGCGGCCCAAGAUCGACGACCCCGAGGACACCAAGCCCGAGGACUGGGACAAGCCGAGCACAUCCCCGGACCCCGAGGCCAAGAAGCCCGAGGACUGGGACGAGGAGAUGGACGGGGAGUGGGAGCCCCCGGUGAUCCAGAACCCCGAGUACAAGGGCGAGUGGCGGCCCCGGCAGAUCGACAACCCCAGUUACAAGGGCAAGUGGGUGCACCCCGAGAUCGACAACCCCGAGUACAGCCCCACCCCCCAGCUCUACGCCUACGACAGCUUCGGCGCCAUCGGCCUCGACCUCUGGCAGGUCAAAUCCGGCACCAUCUUCGACAAUUUCCUCAUCACGGAUGACGAGAAGUUUGCGGAGGAGAUCGGGAAUGAGACCUGGGGGGCCACCAAGGAGGCGGAGCGCAGGAUGAAGGAGCAGCAGGACGAGGAGCAGCGGCGGCGGCAGGAGGAGGAGGAGGAGCAGCGGCGCGCGGACAAGGACGAGGACGAGGAGGGGGAGGGGGACGAGGAGGAGGAGGAGGAGGAGGAGGAGCCGGAGCCCGAGGAGGCGGCGCCGCGGGACGAGCUGUGACCGCGGGGGGCGCUGCUGCCCGCGGGGCCGCUCUGUCUCUGUGAGACCCGGACUCUAUGGCCCCGCCGGCCCGCGCGGCGAGGACUCAGGAACGGGCGCCGGCCGGGGGGGCGGGGGGGGUG
This is a messenger RNA of Columba livia (rock pigeon), 1429 nucleotides long. RefSeq names its product calreticulin (gene CALR). Gene Ontology annotation, biological process: protein folding. Gene Ontology annotation, cellular component: endoplasmic reticulum; endoplasmic reticulum membrane. NCBI's taxonomy places the organism in Eukaryota, Metazoa, Chordata, Aves, Columbiformes, Columbidae. Gene Ontology annotation, molecular function: calcium ion binding. The record is from RefSeq and is a predicted model, not a curated record.